AUGCCCGGAACAGAGGGAGUGGGUGAGGGGGAGAGCAUAUUGGGCGAGGUCUUGGGGCAUGAACAAAAGACUGAUACCGAGAAGACGCUGUUGCGGUCGCUAGGCCACAAGUUCGGCGACGGCGAAGCACAGAGCAUGUUCCCGCCGGAUCCCCAGUUCGACGCUGCAUUCAACCGCGAAUUCGAUGAGGUCGACGAGAUGAGUGUAGACGGGUCAAAUGAAGAAGCUGUUAUGCGUCAAUGGCGCGCAAAACUCAAACAUUUCCUCAUCUUGUCGAGUGCCGGCAAGCCCAUAUACAGCAGACACGGCGAUGACCAGCUCAUCACAAACUACAUUGGUGUUGUGCAGACCAUCAUAUCCUUCUACCAGUCAACCAACGAUGUCUUGAGAGGCUUCACGGCGGGCGACGUCCGCUUCGUUGUCAUGUCCAAAGGCCCUCUGAACUUGGUCGCCAUCACUCGAUUACCGGAGAGCGACUCCCAAUUGCGCACACAACUGGAAGCAUUGUACAUGCAGAUCCUGUCCACACUUACACUUCCUAGCUUGGAGCGCAUGUUCGCUGCCCGUGCGAACUACGAUCUACGACGACCUCUUCAAGGAACAGAUACACUGCUUUCUGCACUCGCCGACGGCUUCACACGAGGCUCUUCAUCAACCCUGCUCUCCGCUCUCGAAUGUCUCAAGCUUCGCAAGUCGCAUCGCACAACCAUCAACAACACACUCCUCAAGACGCGUUCUGAAAAUCUGCUCUACGGUCUCAUUGUCGCAUCCGGCAAGUUGGUUUCUGUCGUGCGGCCCAAGAAGCAUAGUCUGCAUCCGGGCGACUUGCACCUGAUCUUCAAUAUGUUGUUUGAAGCCGGCAGUGUCAAGGCAGGCGGCGGCGAGAACUGGAUCCCGCUCUGCUUACCAGGAUUCAACAACACUGGAUAUCUGUACAUGUAUGUCAGUUUCCUGAACCUAGAACACCCCACGGAGCAAAUGCAAGAGCGGCCCAGCACCAGCGAGGGUGCACCUGACGAGGUUGCAAUUCUCCUCAUUUCUGCCGAAAAGGAGAGUUUCUUUGAGCUGCGCAGUAUGCGGGACGAUUUGGUCGAGGGCGUCAAAAGGGGAAUUUCGCGCAUUCUCGCAGUUUGCCUACUUAACUCCGGUCCUAUUGUGCUCAGGUAG
Parastagonospora nodorum SN15 is the source of this 1167-nucleotide messenger RNA. RefSeq lists its product as hypothetical. Lineage: Eukaryota; Fungi; Ascomycota; Dothideomycetes; Pleosporales; Phaeosphaeriaceae. The record is from RefSeq and is a predicted model, not a curated record. Gene Ontology annotation, cellular component: fungal-type vacuole membrane; Mon1-Ccz1 complex. The transcript is spliced from 3 exons. Bases 1 to 1167 code for a protein of 388 amino acids. Gene Ontology annotation, biological process: vesicle-mediated transport; protein targeting to vacuole.